AUGAGAGAAGCCGCCGCCGAGCUGGUGCCCCCUCCCGCCUUCGCCGUCACCUCUGCCGCCGCCAUGGAGGAGCCGCCGCCGCCGCCGCCGCCGGCGGAACCCGAGCCGGAGCCGGAGCCGGAGCCGGAGCCGGAGCCCGAGCGCUGCCUGGCGGCGAGGCAGGAGUGCACCUCGGGAGAUUCUGCGUGCAAGAGUCCUGACUCGGAUCCGGAGGACUUUCCCGAUGAGACGAAUACGGAAAAUCUGUAUGGCACCUCUCCCCCCAGCACACCUCGGCAGAUGAAGCGCAUGUCCACCAAACACCAGAGGACUAGUGCAGGGAGGCUGGGCAGCCGAUGUAGUUUGAAAGAGAAAAUGAAUGCAGCAAACCAGCCUCCACAUAAAGACCCUGGAAAACCAGUGGAGAGUGUGGAGGAGUACAGCUAUAAGCAGGAGAAAAAGAUGCGAGCAACUCUUAGAACGACUGAGCGUGAUCACAAAAAAAAUGUGCAGUGCUCCUUCAUGCUGGAUUCAGUGGGUGGGUCUUUGCCAAAAAAGUCAAUUCCGGAGGUGGACCUGAAUAAGCCUUACCUCAGCCUGGGCUGUAGCAACGCUAAGCUCCCGGUCUCUGUGCCCAUGCCUAUAGCCAGAACUGCACGCCAGACUUCCAGAACCGACUGUCCCGCGGAUCGGUUAAAGUUUUUUGAAACAUUAAGACUUUUGCUAAAGCUUACCUCAGUCUCAAAGAAGAAGGACCGGGAGCAGAGAGGCCAGGAAAACACGUCUGCCUUCUGGUUUAACCGAUCCAACGAACUGAUCUGGUUAGAGCUGCAAGCCUGGCACGCAGGACGGACCAUUAAUGACCAGGACCUGUUUCUGUAUACAGCCCGCCAAGCCAUCCCGGACAUCAUCAACGAGAUCCUGACGUUCAAGGUUAAUUAUGGGAGCUUUGCCUUUGUCAGAAAUGGCGCUAGUUUCAAUGGUACUCCAGCAGAAGGGCAGAGCCCGGCCGCUUGCGGCACGAAGAACGCGGGUUACUCGACGUACCACGAGCAUCUCCAACGCCAGCGGGUCUCGUUCGAGCAGGUGAAACGGAUAAUGGAGCUGCUGGAGUACAUAGAAGCACUUUAUCCCUCUUUGCAGGCCCUGCAGAAGGACUAUGAAAAGUACGCCGCAAAGGACUUCCAGGACAGGGUGCAGGCGCUCUGUUUGUGGCUGAACAUCACGAAAGACUUAAACCAGAAAUUAAGGAUCAUGGGCACUGUUUUGGGCAUCAAGAAUUUGUCAGACAUUGGCUGGCCAGUGUUUGAAAUCCCUUCCCCUCGCCCGUCCAGAGGCGUUGAGCUGGAGGACGAGGGGGAAGACACUGAAGGGGACCUGAAGGAGCUGGAGAGUAGCACGGAUGACAGCGAAGAGGAACCGGAGACCAGACGGUCCCCGGAGAGCAACUUCGACGUGCAGCCGCAGGACUGCGUGGCCAGGAAGCUCGAGAGGCUGGAGUCUGAGGACGAGUCCCUUGGCUGGGGGGCCCCAGACGGCAGCCCCGAGGCCGGCCUCAGUCGGCAUUGCCUGACUUCCAUUUACAGGCCGUUUGUAGACAAAGCCCUGAAGCAGAUGGGGCUGAGAAAGUUAAUCUUGAGACUUCACAAGCUCAUGGAUGGUUCCUUACAGAGGGCGCGCGUCGCCCUGGUGAAGAGUGACCGUCCAGUGGAGUUUUCUGAAUUCCCGGAUCCCAUGUGGGGUUCUGAUUACGUGCAGCUGUCCAGCACGCCGCCGUCCGCGGAGCAGAGGAGCAGCGCCGUGUCCUGGGAAGAGCUGAGGGCCAUGGACCUGCCCUCCUUUGAGCCCGCCUUCCUGGUCCUGUGCCGAGUGCUGCUGAAUGUCAUCCAUGAGUGCCUCAAGCUGCGGCUGGAGCAGAGGCCCGCCGGGGAGCCGUCCCUGCUCAGCAUCAAGCAGCUGGUGAGAGAGUGCAAGGAGGUGUUAAAGGGAGGCCUCCUGAUGAAGCAGUACUACCAGUUCAUGCUGCAGGAGGUGCUGCACGACCCGGAGAGGCCCGGCUGCGACAUCGACGCCUUCGAGGAGGACCUGCACGAGAUGCUGAUGGUGUAUUUUGAUUACAUGAGAAGCUGGAUCCAAAUGCUACAGCAAUUACCUCAAGCAUCCCAUAGUUUAAAAAACCUUUUGGAAGAAGAAUGGAAUUUCACCAAAGAAAUCACUCCGUACAUCCGGGGAGGAGAGGCACAGGCCGGCAAACUCUUCUGUGACAUUGCAGGAAUGCUGCUGAAAUCCACGGGGAGCUUCCUAGAGUUCGGCCUGCAGGAGAGCUGUGCUGAGUUCUGGACCAGCGCUGACGACGGCGGUGCUUCCGAUGAAAUCAGGAGGUCCGUGGUUGAGAUCAGCCGGGCGCUGAAGGAGCUCUUUCACGAAGCCAGAGAACGAGCUUCGAAAGCACUGGGAUUCGCUAAAAUGUUGAGAAAGGACCUGGAAAUAGCAGCAGAAUUCGUCCUUGCAGCCCCAGUUAGAGACCUCCUGGAUGUUCUGAAAUCAAAGCAGUAUGUUAAGGUGCAGAUUCCUGGGCUGGAGAGCUUGCAGGUGUUUGUUCCGGACGCGCUGGCCGGGGAGAAGACUCUGAUCCUGCAGCUGCUGAACGCCGCGGCCGGGAAGGACUGCUCCAAAGACUCGGACGACACGCUCGUCGACGCCCACCUGCUCCUCAGCAAGCAGAACGCCCGGGCCCGCGCCGCCGAUGACCGCUGGGGCGCCUGGGAGGCGCAGCCGGUCAAAGUCGUGCCCCAGGUGGAGACGGUUGACACCCUGAGGAGCAUGCAGGUGGACAACCUCCUGCUGGUUGUCAUGCAGUCUGCCCAUCUCACCAUGCAGAGAAAGGCCUUCCAGCAGUCCAUCGAGGGGCUCGUGACCCUGCGCCAGGAGCAGACGUCCAGUCAGCCCGUCAUCGCCAAAGCUCUGCAGCAGCUGAAGAAUGAUGCCUUGGAGCUGUGCAGCAGAAUAAGCGACACCAUUGACCGAGUGGACCACAUGUUCACGUCAGAGUUCGACGCGGAAGUGGACGAGUCCGAGUCUGUCACCCUGCAGCAGUACCACCGCGAGGCCAUGAUUCAGGGCUACAACUUCGGGUUCGAGUAUCAUAAAGAAGUUGUUCGAUUGAUGUCUGGGGAGUUUAGACAGAAGAUAGGAGACAAAUACAUCAGCUUUGCCCGGAAGUGGAUGAAUUACGUGCUGACUAAAUGUGAGAGUGGCAGAGGCACCCGACCCAGGUGGGCGACCCAAGGAUUUGAUUUUCUCCAAGCCAUUGAGCCCGUCUUUAUUUCAGCCUUGCCAGAAGAUGACUUCUUGAGCCUGCAAGCCCUGAUGAAUGAGUGUAUUGGCCACGUCAUAGGAAAGCCACACAGUCCUGUCACAGGUUUGUACCUUGCUAUUCACCGGAACAGCCCCCGCCCUGUGAAGGUGCCUCGGUGCCACAGCGACCCGCCCAACCCUCAUCUGAUUAUCCCGACUCCAGAGGGAUUCAGCACCCGGAGCGGGCCUUCAGAGGCGCGGAGCCACGGCGGCCCUGCUGCUGCCACCGCCGCCGCCGCCACCGCUGCCACCGGUCGCCCUGGCCCCUCUGGCGGCGACUGCGCACCGCCCAAACCCACCAGCAGUGCCCAUGACACCAGGGGUUCCAGCGUCCCUGAAAAUGACCGCUUGGCUUCCAUAGCUGCUGAGCUGCAGUUUAGGUCCCUGAGUCGGCACUCCAGCCCCACAGAGGAGCGAGACGAACCAGCCUACCCACGCGGGGAUUCCAGCGGGUCAGCGCGGAGAAGCUGGGAACUCCGGACUCUCAUCAGCCAGACCAGAGAUGCCGCCUCUAAGCAAGGCCCCAUGGGAGCCGUCCAGAAGUCCGUGCGAUUGUUUGAAGAAAAGCGGUACCGAGAAAUGAGGAGGAGGAAUAUCAUCGGCCAAGUGUGUGAUACCCCGAAAUCCUAUGACAACGUCAUGCACGUUGGCUUGAGGAAGGUGACCUUCAAGUGGCAAAGAGGAAACAAGAUUGGAGAAGGGCAGUACGGGAAGGUCUACACCUGCAUCAGCGUCGACACCGGAGAGCUGAUGGCCAUGAAGGAGAUUCGAUUUCAGCCCAACGACCAUAAGACCAUCAAGGAGACGGCCGACGAGCUGAAGAUCUUCGAGGGGAUCAAGCACCCCAACCUGGUCCGGUACUUUGGCGUGGAGCUGCACAGGGAAGAAAUGUACAUCUUCAUGGAGUACUGUGACGAGGGCACCCUGGAGGAGGUGUCGCGCCUGGGGCUGCAGGAGCACGUCAUCAGGCUGUACUCCAAGCAGAUUACUGUCGCCAUCAACGUCCUGCACGAACACGGCAUAGUGCACCGCGACAUCAAAGGUGCCAAUAUCUUCCUUACGUCGUCUGGACUCAUCAAACUGGGAGACUUCGGAUGCUCAGUGAAGCUUAAAAACAAUGCCCAGACCAUGCCUGGGGAAGUGAACAGCACACUGGGGACAGCAGCAUACAUGGCCCCGGAAGUCAUCACGCGUGCUAAAGGAGAAGGCCACGGUCGCGCGGCUGACAUCUGGAGUCUGGGCUGUGUUGUCAUAGAGAUGGUGACCGGCAAGAGGCCUUGGCAUGAGUAUGAACACAACUUUCAGAUCAUGUAUAAAGUGGGAAUGGGACAUAAGCCCCCGAUCCCUGAAAGAUUAAGCCGUGAAGGGAAGGACUUCCUUUCUCACUGCCUUGAAAGUGACCCAAAGAUGAGGUGGACGGCCAGCCAGCUCCUCGACCACUCGUUCGUCAAGGUUUGCACAGAUGAAGAAUGAAGCCGGCCGGGCCUGGCCUAGCAGUGUGUGGACGGGGAGCUUCCCUCAAUCACUGCUGUAUGGAAUACUUACAGCCUGUGCUGAGAAGCAGUAAGGCCUUCGUAACGUCCAAGACUGAAGACUGCACAGGUGACAAGCGUCACUUCUCCUGCUGCUCCUGUCUGACGCGGCACAGGGCCCUCCUGCGUGGCGGGGCCCACGAGGUUGCAGAAGCUGCAUGUUAAGUGCCAUUACUACUGUACCUGGACCAUCGCCCCGUCUCCUCCGUUCCUCGCGUGACUGAGACCUGUGACAUCCGUGUCAUGUUUUUGACCUUCCUAGGUUCAAAAGAAGUUGUAGUGUUAUCAGGCGUCCCCGACCUUGUUUUUAAUCUCCUGUUUGUCGAGUGCACUGACUGUGAAACCGUAUCUUUUUGUUGUUGUUGGCAAGCUGCAGGUUUGUUACUCAAAAGGCUGAUUAAUGAAACUUAAGAAAAAGGUUCUUUUUUCAAUAAAUGGUUUAUUUUAGGAAAGCUCA
Molecule: messenger RNA, 5325 nt
Organism: Oryctolagus cuniculus (rabbit)
Lineage: Eukaryota; Metazoa; Chordata; Mammalia; Lagomorpha; Leporidae
Gene: MAP3K4
Product: mitogen-activated protein kinase kinase kinase 4
Biological process (GO): MAPK cascade; protein phosphorylation
Molecular function (GO): protein kinase activity; ATP binding
Source: RefSeq, a predicted model, not a curated record